CCCUCCUGCAAGGUCUGCGGUGUCCCCGCGCUUCCGCAGGCGGAGUGGUACAGCCAGCCACUCUCCCAGCCUCGGUGGUUUGGUGAACACAAGCCCCAGCGUGCCUGGAGAGUGCAACCCCUCGCCCGGCCCGGCGAGUCCCGGGCGUGAGCCGCGCUGACCGAAGGAGGAUGGCAGCCUCUGGGGUAGAGAAGAGCAGCAAGAAGAAGACCGAGAAGAAACUUGCUGCUCGAGAGGAAGCCAAAUUGUUGGCAGGUUUCAUGGGCGUCAUGAAUAACAUGCGGAAACAGAAAACACUGUGUGAUGUGAUCCUUAUGGUCCAGGAAAGAAAGAUACCUGCUCAUCGUGUUGUCCUUGCUGCAGCCAGUCAUUUUUUUAACUUAAUGUUCACAACUAACAUGCUUGAAUCAAAGUCCUUUGAAGUGGAACUCAAAGAUGCCGAACCUGACAUUAUUGAACAACUUGUGGAAUUUGCUUAUACAGCUAGAAUUUCUGUGAAUAGCAACAAUGUUCAGUCCUUGUUAGAUGCAGCAAAUCAGUAUCAGAUUGAACCUGUGAAGAAAAUGUGUGUUGAUUUUUUGAAAGAACAAGUUGAUGCUUCAAACUGUCUUGGUAUAAGUGUAUUAGCGGAGUGUCUAGACUGUCCUGAAUUGAAAGCAACUGCAGAUGACUUUAUUCAUCAGCAUUUUACUGAAGUUUAUAAAACUGAUGAAUUUCUACAACUUGAUGUCAAGCGAGUUACACAUCUCCUCAACCAGGACACUCUGACUGUGAGAGCAGAGGAUCAGGUUUAUGAUGCUGCGGUCAGGUGGUUGAAAUAUGAUGAACCUAAUCGCCAGCCUUUUAUGGUUGACAUCCUUGCUAAAGUCAGGUUUCCUCUUAUAUCAAAGAAUUUCUUAAGUAAAACAGUACAAGCUGAACCACUUAUUCAAGACAAUCCUGAAUGCCUUAAGAUGGUGAUAAGUGGGAUGAGAUAUCAUCUCCUUUCUCCAGAGGAUCGAGAAGAACUGGUAGAAGGUACAAGGCCCAGAAGGAAGAAACAUGACUACCGCAUAGCCCUGUUUGGAGGCUCCCAACCACAGUCUUGUAGAUAUUUUAACCCAAAGGAUUAUAGCUGGACAGACAUCCGCUGCCCCUUUGAAAAACGAAGAGAUGCAGCAUGCGUGUUUUGGGACAAUGUAGUUUACAUUUUGGGUGGCUCCCAGCUUUUCCCUAUAAAGCGAAUGGACUGUUAUAAUGUCGUUAAGGAUAGCUGGUAUUCCAAACUGGGCCCUCCAACACCUCGAGACAGCCUUGCUGCGUGUGCUGCAGAAGGCAAAAUUUAUACAUCCGGAGGUUCCGAAGUUGGAAACUCAGCUCUGUAUUUAUUUGAGUGCUACGAUACGAGAACUGAGAGCUGGCACACGAAGCCCAGCAUGCUGACUCAGCGCUGCAGCCAUGGGAUGGUGGAAGCCAACGGCCUGAUCUAUGUUUGUGGUGGAAGUUUAGGGAACAACGUUUCUGGGCGCGUGUUGAAUUCGUGUGAAGUUUAUGAUCCUGCCACAGAAACGUGGACUGAGCUGUGUCCAAUGAUUGAAGCCAGAAAGAAUCAUGGGCUGGUAUUUGUAAAAGACAAGAUAUUUGCUGUGGGUGGUCAGAAUGGCUUAGGUGGUCUGGACAAUGUGGAAUAUUAUGAUAUUAAGUUAAACGAAUGGAAGAUGGUCUCACCAAUGCCAUGGAAGGGAGUAACAGUGAAGUGUGCGGCAGUCGGCUCUAUAGUUUACGUCUUAGCUGGUUUUCAAGGUGUGGGUCGACUAGGAAACAUCCUUGAAUAUAAUACUGAAACAGACAAAUGGGUCGCCAACUCCAAAGUCCGAGCUUUUCCAGUAACAAGUUGUUUAAUCUGUGUUGUUGACACUUGCGGAGCAAAUGAAGAAACCCUUGAAACAUGAAAAGCUGAGUGAACUUCAAGAUUCAUUGGAGACUCAAAACUAUGGCCACCCGUGCUUUGUUCCAAGAGUGCAGUCACAAAGUUUUAGUUUGGUGUGUUGUUUUU
This is a messenger RNA of Budorcas taxicolor (takin), 2035 nucleotides long. It is a transcript of the gene KLHL7, whose product is annotated as kelch like family member 7. Gene Ontology annotation, biological process: protein ubiquitination. Gene Ontology annotation, cellular component: Cul3-RING ubiquitin ligase complex. Lineage: Eukaryota; Metazoa; Chordata; Mammalia; Artiodactyla; Bovidae. Gene Ontology annotation, molecular function: protein binding. The transcript has 11 exons. Bases 171 to 1931 code for a protein of 586 amino acids. The record is from RefSeq and is a predicted model, not a curated record.